Molecule: messenger RNA, 3461 nt
Organism: Haliotis rufescens (red abalone)
Lineage: Eukaryota; Metazoa; Mollusca; Gastropoda; Lepetellida; Haliotidae
Product: protein wech-like
Exons: 3
Coding region: 639-2660 (673 amino acids)
Molecular function (GO): protein binding; zinc ion binding
Source: RefSeq, a predicted model, not a curated record
AUAUUUUGGUUUACAGACAAAAUUGUAUCAACAAAUCUGGGAAUCUAAAGAUUUACGUUGUGACAAAAUAGCCUCAAAAUAGUGUAGCAACGAAAAUACAACGUUGUAACAACGUAGAACUGUUUGCUGGGAUCUCAUUUAGCCUAAAGUACUAAAUGUACUUCCUGCUAGGUGACCUCAUUUGCACGCUUAUCGAAUCGUGAUACCACGUUUAUCGUGUUGGUUUAUCACAUCAACGUCACUGUCUGGCAUCUGACAACCGUGGUAUGUAAUGUCCCCAUGGUGUAAUCAAUAGCCUGUGUGUGGGUAGGAGUAGCACAAACUCAUGUAAUACGUCUUUCUCCAAAUAUUUAUCAGGUUUAGAGAUGACUUUUCCUAAACGUUGCUGUGGGAAGCAUAAAAUGGGGACCGGGUAUCUGAUUAGCUGGUUAGGUCCGCGGAACACUCAUUCCAACACUAGGGUCGUCUCAGUACGAUAUGACCUCGACCACCACAUGACUGUCACAUGACCAAGGAGUCGUGAACCUGAUUUGAUUUAUUUUGACUUGUUUCCUUGCUUAUAAACAAACCUGUCUCAGCCCGCAUUGCGUCACUUCGUCACAACGUCGCGGGUGGAGAGACGGGUGUCAGGACCCAAGAUGGCAGCCGCCAGAAAGCUGGAGAGUCUGAAUGAGAACUUCUUGACCUGUUCCAUAUGUACGGAGGGAUACAAAGACCCCUGUACUCUGACCUGUGGACACACCUUCUGUAAGGGCUGCCUGGGGGAAUUCCUGAAGACCAGACAAGACGCCAUCAGAGCCAAGUCCAUCCCGUGUCCCUACUGUCGUCAGAUAAACGGAGUUCCAAGGCCUGACAGACCAGUGGAGGAGUGGGUGAAACAGAUUAAGCCCAGUUUCCUCAUACAGGGACUUCUGGACACUCUAGCUUGUGGGGGAAAUACUGAUCAUGGUUUAUCCAUGACUUGUUCAGAUACAGAAAACCGCUGCCAUCCCUGCCAGGAUCUUGGAGAAAGUCAUCCGGCCAACUCCUACUGUCAAGACUGUGAUGUGCCGCUCUGUGGGAGAUGUGUGAAGAUGCAUGCAUCUCUUCCUGGUACGUCAAACCACGUGAUUGCUGGCCUUGGUGGAUCAGUGAAGGUGACCAGACGACAGAGGUGCACGGAACACAACGAAGUCAUGGAUUUCUGCUGCAAAGACUGUAAUAUAGCAAUAUGUCCCAAGUGCUGUGUCACAUACCACAGGAAAUGCGACUCUGUGGUCACUAUUCAGUCAAUAAUGUCUGAGAUAAGAAGUGUUCUUACACACAAUAAGGGAUUGAUUACGCAGAGCUUUGACAACAAGGGCAGAUCACUUCAACAACACAAAUCACAGAUUGAUGCGAUCAGCCACAACAAAGACAAAAUAAAGUCACAGAUCAGACAGGCCUCACAGAAAGCCAUGGACGUGAUUAUACAGAAGGAGAAACAGCUGCUGGAGGAGCUGAAUGAGAUGACAGAGAAGCGGUCUGGACAACUGAGGGGGCGGAUAAAGUCAGGGGAAAUAGACAUGCAGAUGUAUCAACAAUAUAUAGAGUACAUCACCCAGGUGUUGAAGUCUGGGAGUGAGACUGACAUGUUUGACAUUUACCAGAUGUGUCAGUCUGGGGCAAUCAAGGAGGAAACAGACAGGGAUGUCACUUUCACAGACAGCUUUCGUGAUUCAAAACUUAUAUUUGUAAGUGAAAUAGAUGAGAGGAAAUUACACAAGGAUGUACAACUUGGUAGAAUUCAACAGAACGUUUGUGACGUCAUGGAUACGCAACUUGGUAAAAUUCAGUGUGGCACAUUUGACGUCAUGUGCAGACCAGUGUUACACAAGACAGUCGGCAUUAGGUUCGAUGGCGACAGGAAGCAGCCGGAUCCAUGUGACGUCACAGUCCUGGUUGUGGAUGGUGAAGAGACACUGGUGGUCACUGACUGCAACAAUACAUGUCUGAAAUCCUUCUACACAAAGAAUAACAUAUCACGACACAGUAAACUGGAUCUUGCAAGUAACCCAACUUCUGUGACGAGGCUGAGGGACAACCAGAUGGCUGUAUCAUUCUGGUCACACAAUAAUAUUGUUAUAGUACGGGUGACCCCUGACCUUGUACUACAGUCACGUGUCACAACAAAGAAGAUGUACAGAUGCCUAACAGCUUUGAGUCCUUCAACAUUAGCAGCAGGUUGUUGGGAUCCUUCCUGUGUUGAUAUCCUGGAUGUAUCGGGGAGAGUGAUGAGGUCAGUCAGUAGAUUCAACUCUGGGAAGAACCUGAUAUGUAGCCCCACCUACCUCUCUGCUACAGACAUGUGCGACAUCCUAGUGUCAGAUGCUGGCUCACACUCUGUCUACUGUAUCACACAAGGGGGAGAUGCUGUGUUCACCUACACCCCUACAGGAGAGAGGGGACUGAGAGGACCAGUAGGUAUCACAACUACCAGCACAGGACACAUCCUGGUGGCGGACUACAGGGCACACAAGGUGGUACUACUGACACAAGCAGGGAAGUUUGUCAGAGACCUGCUGACUUCACAGGACGGACUACAGAAUCCAUACGGCUUGAUGUUCUGUGACUGUAAACUGUAUGUGGGGGAAAAUUAUGAAGAUGCUGUGAAGGUAUUCAACUGCAGUAUUCCCCAAUGAGACAGGAAGCAAAACCUACUCGGAUCACGUUGCGGGAAAAUAUUUAUGAUGAAAAUUCAGAAAUAUGCCCAGAAUUAACAGUUUUUUGUGUGUAAAAUACCCCAAACGCCAACCACAUUUGAACAAAGAUUACAGUGAAUGAGUGAAUAUGAUAAUACGCUGCUUUUAGCAGUAUUCGAGCAAUUCCCUUUGCACAACGGGGGCACAUUGACCAACCGAACCUGUGACAUCGGCAGGACGAGCGCAUACACAUGACAAGCACAUAAUGAAUUAUUGGAUUAGUUGUAGGGGCUAUUUUCGGUUAAAUGAUGGGACAAGACAAGAAUAAAGCAGGUAGUAGACGUUUACAAGUUUUGAGAAACCCACGAGCACGGAAACGGUGCUGACAAACCUAGAAACUUAAUCUUUUACUGGUGCUUGAGACAUCCACCUAGGGACUCACUAAGUAUGUUUGAAUGACUUUAGAAAAUGUAUGUAUUUUACUAUGCAGCUACAUUUCAAGGUUAGGUGGGUUUUAAUAUAAUCUAUAUGUUUUAAUCAUGUUUCAAGAAUUGUCUCCUAAGCUUUACCAGACUAGAUUUUGUACAGUUUUAUUGUUUGAAUAUAAUGUUAUAUUUUUUUUAUGUACAAUAUGUGACACCAUAAUAAAAUAUAUCAUAUCUUAUCUUAUCUUACAUUUACUAAUGCCUACAUACGUCAGGUAUUUGUCAGAGCUGAUCCGAUAAUCACUAUCAUAAAUGUAAAAGUCAUAUUUCAUGUAUAUUGAAUAAACUUGUCAGUGAUAUACGCGUUUAAAUAUCC